Solea senegalensis (Senegalese sole) is the source of this 10191-nucleotide messenger RNA. RefSeq names its product hyperpolarization activated cyclic nucleotide-gated potassium channel 4 (gene hcn4). The record is from RefSeq and is a predicted model, not a curated record. The transcript has 8 exons. Gene Ontology annotation, molecular function: voltage-gated potassium channel activity. The coding region runs from base 452 to 4711 and encodes 1419 amino acids. Gene Ontology annotation, biological process: transmembrane transport; potassium ion transport. Lineage: Eukaryota; Metazoa; Chordata; Actinopteri; Pleuronectiformes; Soleidae. Gene Ontology annotation, cellular component: membrane.
GGCAGCUGGCAAGACGUGUCAUCACAAAAGGGCAUCCUUCGUCUUGCUUGACCUUUCCCUCACCUCCGUAUCACCGUCCGUGGGCGCAUCCCUCACAUGUCACACUAAGGUGACUUUGAAGCAGUUUUUUCCACUUUUGCGCACGAUGUCAAAACGGCACAAAGAUGAACAUCGGGGACGCAGCAGCCAAGCGGACCGUCCAGACUGUGUGUGAGGACACACGCACACUGUCAGGUAGUGUUAUGAACACGAGUGGCGUCUCUUAUCUUCAGUGCCGCCACAGCCGUCCGUGUGAUGUGUAGCAGGCUUUCAGGGAUUCAGAUUUGCUCCAGACUGGUCGCUUGUACAAACAGAUGUGGGGAGCGUGGGGCACGCUGGUGGCUAUAAUCGUUUCAAUUCAGCCUGAGAAUCUGGAUUUCUUUAAUUGUCUCCACUGUCUCUCAAUGUCAUAAUGGACAGGUUGCACUCCUCGAUGCGUAAAAGGCUCUACAGUUUGCCACAGCACAUUGGGCACAAAGCAUCCAUAAUGGGCGAAGGAGAAGACGCAGACAAGGACACCCGGAGGAAGAGCAUCAGGAUGAAACCUCUGCCGUCGCCGACCUCAGAGGGAAGCUGCAAAGGCAUUGGGGAGACCAAAAGUGGGGAGUCUGUGAUAAUGGAGACGGACAUAGGCAGACCAAUAAAGACCAGCUCAAACGGAGACUGUCGGAGGUUUCGAGGCAGCCUAUCGUCCAUCACAAGCCGUCAUGUGCACGACUCUCAGUCGGCGGAGGAGAGGCGCCUCAUCACUGAGGGAGAUGUCACCCCAAGCGAGGAGAGCCCCCCCGGAGCUAUCGGUGACGGGCCGCCGGAUCCAGGCGCGCAAGGAGCGAGUUGUGGCGGUGGCACCCUAAACGAAUCCCAGGGCCAGCAGUCGGGGUUUUUAAAGUUAGGAGGCAUCGAUCAAAUUCUGCCUGACGACGAGAGAUUAUAUCAAGCAGGGUUCAUGCACCGACAGUUUGGGGCAAUGCUCCAACCAGGGGUCAACAAGUUUUCCCUGAGGAUGUUUGGAAGUGAGAAGGCGGUGGAAAGGGAACAGGAGCGGGUUAAAUCCGCCGGAUUCUGGAUAAUUCAUCCUUACAGUGAUUUCAGGUUUUAUUGGGACUUGACCAUGCUGCUGCUGAUGGUGGGCAACCUCAUCAUCAUCCCUGUGGGCAUAACGUUCUUCAAGGAUGAGCACACGCCCCCCUGGAUCGUGUUCAACGUGGUGUCUGACACUUUCUUCCUCAUGGACCUAGUCCUUAACUUCAGGACAGGUAUCGUCAAGGAGGACAAUACAGAGAUCAUUCUGGAUCCACAGCAGAUCAAGAUUAAGUACUUGCGCAGCUGGUUUGUGGUGGACUUCAUCUCCUCCAUCCCCGUGGACUACAUCUUCCUCAUUGUGGAGACCCGCAUCGACUCAGAUUUCUACAAGACGGCGCGCGCCUUGCGGAUUGUCCGCUUCACUAAAAUCCUCAGCCUGCUGCGACUGCUCCGGCUCUCGAGACUCAUUCGCUACAUCCAUCAGUGGGAAGAGAUCUUCCACAUGACCUAUGACCUUGCCAGUGCCAUGGUAAGGAUAGUCAACCUGAUCGGUAUGAUGCUGCUUCUGUGUCACUGGGAUGGCUGCCUGCAGUUCCUGGUGCCCAUGCUGCAGGACUUUCCCGCCGACUGUUGGGUGUCCAAAAAUAAGAUGGUGAAUGACACAUGGGGACAGCAGUACUCCUACGCACUUUUCAAAGCUAUGAGCCACAUGCUGUGUAUUGGAUAUGGCAUGUACCCACCCGUGGGCAUGACGGACGUUUGGUUGACCAUCCUCAGCAUGAUUGUGGGUGCUACUUGCUACGCCAUGUUCGUGGGCCACGCCACCGCACUAAUCCAAUCUCUGGACUCAUCUCGACGGCAGUAUCAGGAAAAGUACAAACAGGUGGAGCAGUACAUGUCCUUCCACAAGCUGCCGGCUGACAUGAGGCAGCGAAUCCACGACUACUACGAGCACCGCUACCAGGGCAAGAUGUUCGACGAGGAGAGCAUCCUGGGAGAACUGAACGAGCCGCUGCGAGAGGAAAUCAUCAACUUCAACUGUCGAAAGCUGGUGGCGUCCAUGCCUCUGUUUGCCAACGCCGACCCCAACUUUGUCACCUCCAUGCUCACCAAGCUGAGAUUUGAAGUGUUCCAGCCUGGCGAUUACAUAAUCAGGGAGGGCACUAUUGGCAAGAAAAUGUACUUCAUCCAACAUGGGGUUGUCAGUGUGCUAACCAAAGGCAAUAAAGAGACCAAGCUGUCAGAUGGCUCCUACUUUGGAGAGAUAUGUUUGCUGACCCGAGGCAGAAGGACAGCCAGUGUCCGAGCAGAAACAUACUGUCGACUCUACUCACUGUCUGUCGACAACUUCAAUGAGGUGCUCGAAGAGUAUCCCAUGAUGAGAAGGGCCUUUGAAACUGUUGCACUAGACAGACUGGACCGUAUUGGCAAGAAAAACUCCAUCCUGCAGCAUAAGGUACAGCACGACCUCAGCUCUGGUGUGCUCAACUACCAGGAGAAUGAGAUCAUCCAGCAGAUUGUGCAGCAUGAUCGGGACAUGGCCCACUGUGCCCACCUCAUGCAGAACGCCCCACCACACUCACCUCCCUCGCCUACCCCAGUCAUCUGGGCCCCGCUCAUCCAGGCACCUCUUCAAGCAGCAGCCACCACCACUUCAGUAGCCAUUGCACUGACACACCAUCCCCAGCUCCCACCAACACUCUUUAGGCCCCCAGUUUCUGUUCUGGGGUCCUUGAAGGACCCUCCAAGUCGGUUAAAGAAGUUCCAGACAUUUGUUCCUUCAUCCACAGCACCUGGCUCUGCCGGGGAAUCUCCUUCUAGCACACCCUCAAAACUGCACACUGGGGUGGACAUGCCAUUGCUGGCCUCUUUCCGGGCCCAUCACAUGACAUCACUUUCAGGUGAAACUGGCUCUAGCCAACAGGUUUCAGGUAGUGGAGGACAACAAGGACCUAGUGGAGUUGGGUCUGGGUCCAGUAGUGGAGGGGUGUCUGCCUUCCCCUUUGGACCAUACUCAUCCUCUGGCUCACCCUCAUCUAGUAUGGCACAGCUGCAUCCACAGCCACAGCAUCAACAGCCUUUUCGCUCCAACACACCUCCUCUCUCAAACCUCUUCCGCCAAGGAUCUACAGGUGGAAGCACAGGGUCAGGAAUAAGUGGUGGGACAGUUGGAGCCUGUGGUGGUGCCACAGGGUGGUCUAUAGGUGGAGCGGUUGGAGGUUCAGUGGAGGAAGCCUCUGUAGAAGACACAUCUUGGGUUGGCGAGGACGUUUUAAGUGGAACAACAGAAUUGACUCAAGAUAGGCAUUUAAAUUUUGCAGGAGCUACUGGUGGAUCAGUAGGAGGGAUCUCAGGGGAAUCAAUGGGAGGGAUAUUUGAAGCAUCAUUGGGUGCUGCUUAUGGGAGGUUAGCAGGUGGCACAUCAGGUGGAUCAAUGGGGGGUAUUACAUAUGGUCCAAAGGGAGAUGCUGCCAGAAGAUCAAUGGGAGGGGUUUCCAGGGGACCGAUUGGAAGGAGGGACUCAGUAGCAGGGGCUACUGGAGAAUCACUUGUUUUGGCAAACACGGGAGGGGGAGGAACAUUGGGGAGGCUUUCAGGUGGAUCAGUUGGAGUGGUGAGCAAUCCUAGUGUGUCAAUUGGUAGUGCUUUUGGUGGAUCAACAACUAGCCAUAUAGGAGGAGGUUUGAGUGGGCAAGGAGGAGGUUUGAUGGGAGGACAUAUUGGCAGAGCAGCAGGGGGAGCAAUAGGAAGCAAUGUAGGAGGGUCUGCAUCUUGUGCUGUAGGUGGGGCUUCUGGUGGGAUUACAAGUGGAUUUAUUAGUUCCUCCCGUUGUCAGAGUCCUAUAUCUACUUGCUCGUCCAGCUCUAUGCCUGGGCAACUUUUACAAAGCCAGCCACUUCCUAAGCCUCCUCAGGUGGCUCCUCUGCAGCAGUUUGCUGGGGGAGGCAGGCCUACCAGUGGCUUAAACCUCCUUCAUUCCCCUCCACAAGGCUCACCAUCAUCAAGUAAAAGUCAGUACAGCCAGCAGCCUCCCGAGGGCUCCCCGUCUUCGCUCAGCCAUUUGAGUCUUUCUGGCCUCCAGUCUGGCUUCCUGCCUCACCAGAUAUCACUGGAGAGGUCUGCUCUGGCCUCACUGGCCCAGUAUGGUUCAGCAAAUGCCUCCCCUUGCCUUACCCCAGUGGCUCCCAGCCCUACAGUUCAAAGCCCCGUUGCAGGCAGGACUUUCCACUACAGUGAACCCUCCAGUACCACAGGAUCCCACAGUUCUCUGCUCAUGCCUCAGUCCUCUCUCUCUUCACACCUUCCUAGUCAGCCACACACGACUGGGAGAGAUUCCCCACUGGGUCGCUUUUCAGAUGACCUAAAGCUUUUAUCCAGCUCACAUCCAUCUCUACCCCAGGAGGUGGCUCAAGCCUUAGGACACCAAACUCCUCACCCCUCUGUGGAGACUGGAUAUUACCCCUCACCCUUUUCCUCACCUACUCUUGUGCCCAAACCUUGUAGCUCAGUGCCAGGCCACAUGACUCCUCCGAUCCAGACUCAGGCACCUGGGGCCUCCCCAGCUUUGCCUCCACGAAGGGGCUCUGCUGCUUACUCAUUAGAUCUAGAACCUCAAACUGUCCGCUCUAAACUCCCUUCCAAUUUGUGAGGAUUGAUCACACCCUUCUGUGCUCCUCCAAAAUGAAACACACAAACUAUUUCCAUGUGUGAGCUUUUCUUUGUGUCUUGAGUAUUCACUGUGUUCCACCCCUCAUUUUAACAAAAUCUUAACUUUACUGUGAUUUAAAAGAUAAUUUAUCGGUUAACAUGGAGCUCUAGAGCAGUCUAUGUUUGUUUUCUUUUUCCUCUUUUUUAUUUUUACAUACUGUAUAUAGAUAGAGAUAUAUCUAAAUAAGUUAAACACGGGACUUGGAGGGUGUGACAGAUGUUCUCCAUUUAAAGAACAGUAAUUUUCUUUAUUUCGAUAGUUAUGCCAAAUUCUUCUGGUGAUGUUUAGGAAGAUAAUUUAAUGGACAACACAACAGUACUCUUUUUCUGCAGGAACUUAUGCACUAAUACCUGCAUGUAUAAAGGCUUUGUGUGUUUAAAAAAAAAACAUAUCUAAAUUUUUAGAUAAACAAGCUUCGAGACGGGCAAACUCUUGUCCCAUUUCAUUUAGGAUCACAUAUUGUUGAUCCUUAAAUGUAUCUAUUAGAUUGUACUUGUUUAUCCUCUGUAUACUUUUCUAAAUCUUAUGCGAGAUGGCAAAGAGAUGUUUGGUAACCAAAAAGACUUUUCCUGUGUUCACCUCCUCUCGGCCCAUCAAUCCUUAUUUUAUACAACUUGAGUGUAAUCAUACUGUUUUUUUUAAAGCAGGGCGAGAGGGCUUCAGCAAAGAUGCCCUCCAACUUAAUACUGAGAAGUAACCACAUGUGAGCAGCUGGCUUUGUGCAGAGUCCUCAACCAUGUCCAAACAUGCUCACUUUGUCUUCCAAGCUCAUGCCACUAGUGCAUGUGGAAAGCAUGUGUUGUUUUUCUUCCUGACUGUGCAACUGUUAAUGUGUGAGUGUUGGUGAGAAAAAAGUGCGUGAGUCACUGGGAGAGUCAGAUGCAAGGCAAGACUUUUCCCUGGGUUUUUUAAAAGUACUUGCAUUUUUAACACAAAAACUAGGACUUCCAUUAACUACAGCUUAUCUGUUGAAUUGUGUAGCAUUCAGGCAGUUUAAAAGCUGCCUAAUAGCCCAAACACUCAGUUUUUGGUCACAAGUUAAAACAAUACAUACAAUGCACAUGCUGAAGAAUCACAAAAAUAUUUGAUUUGUGCAUUACUUCACGUACAGUAGCUACAAAAGAGACAGGCUAAUGCUGCAUUUUAGAUGUAUGGGAUGUUGUUGCUAAUGGGAAGUAUUGUGUCCAUGGUAGAUACACUGAAGUCACUGUGCCCCGCGGAUGUAAAGAUACUUCCAUAACUAAAAGAAGUCAUUGCUUCAACAUUUUGUUUGUUCAGACAUAUACAUCAACAGCCAUGUCCAAAGUGUCCUUUAGCAAGACACAGAACCACUACCGACAAAACUGUUAUGAGGCAAUUUACACAUAAGACUCAAUAGGUUGUGAAAAGACACCCCAUUUUACUGCGGCUGUAAUCAAGACCAAGCUCUUUUGUGGUUGCAUUGUUGUACAUGUUUCUUGUUGUUUUUUUGUUUGUCUUUUGCACAUGCAUCAUAGUGUGCAUAAUGUACAUGGAGUAAACAAGCGGUAUGAUUGAUGGCAUUUGGGUGUUAGCAGUCAAAGAUGAAAGAUGAGAUGAGAAAAUGCCCUUUAUGUGUUUAUGCACUGCAUGUGUUUUAAUUCCCGUGAAACUGUCAGAGCUGUCAGAGCUGUCGAAAAACAGCAUGCACAGUAAAAAUGCGCUAUCACUUAUCUCCCAAAGGACAGGAGUAGUGAUAUGCUUCAUGUUCGUCCGUAGCUCAUCACCAAGACAGACCCAGGUUCCACUCAGACAGCUGAGUCCCUAACUCAGUCACAGCACUCAGCUACUGCAGCCUAAUUUAACAAGACAUGUCUGAAAUCCCUUGACCUUAGCAGCUAUCACGUACUCACACACAGAGGUGCACAGUGACCAUGCUGUCCUAUAAUUACAGUUCCCAGAGGUCCCUAUAAUAAGGUAUAGCAAUACCGACAUGACUCUCACCUGCAGACAUGCACAUUUACAGACAUGUACACAACCACGAGAGCCACACAGCGACUGCUCAUGGCCCACAAAGCAAAACAAAACAAAAUGAGACUAUUUAAAAGUUCAAAAAGAGAUUGAUUUUCAACUUUCUUGUUGCGUCCACACCAACCAAUCAAUUACUAUUUCUUACCAAUUUCAUAAUGAACGUUUGGUGAACACAUUAAUCCAUGAAUUGUAAAACUACAAAUGUAACAAUUUUUUUUUACACAUACAAUAUUGUAUUAUUUUUCAUCCAUUUGCAACUCCAGCCACGAUUUGUGUCACCACUCGUCACGUGAAAUGUUACCAACAAGUGACAUAGUGUGAAAUGAUUAAAUAAUUACUUGGCUUAUUACAUAUCAAAUAUCAUUAAUGGGUCCGAGCUUUUAACUUGACACAAAUUACAUUUUCAUGGACUUCUUCACAGACAGAGCAGGCGUUACUAAUGGCCAAAGCAGUGUUGUGUUCACCUCUCCCACGUUUAGCAUCUUGCAUAUAUCGGCAAUAAAUAACUGAAAGGCUCUGAAACAUUCUGCUUGGCCUUGCACCCCAGGACUUUUCCAGACGCAGAGCUUUGCAACAGAAACAACAGAAAGUGAGAAGAGGGAACUGCUGCUCCUUGUCCUCCAAUGGCGUCUGCAUUUUAAACCAUUGUCUUCCUGUACCUGCCAGCUUGGCACCACAUGAAUGCACGUGGACUGUGUCUCACACAUCAGGACAUAUUUUCCCCUCACAGUAUAACUCUGUGUAGAAGCAGAGAACUGACCGAGACAUUUCUGUGAGACAUGGAAGUGAGGGGACAUGUAUGCACAGAGGGAAUGAUGUAAUCGGACACAGGGAGGGAGGGAAGGGAGAGAGACAGACACCCCAUGGGGUGCUCAUGCUGACGGGGUGCUUGUUCCUGGAUGGACUUGUGGUAUGCUGUCCCCUUGUUUAUGAUUGUCCCUGAGUGCUAGUGGGUGCUUGUCACUGCAGUAUUGAUUGGAAGGAUAUGAGGGAAAGCUUUUUGCUAUUUGGCUCGCAGCUAUUGUUUGGGUUUGUCAAUGAGGCUGUGUUUGCCGUGCUGCCAGGCAGGGGGUCGAUGGCUGGGGGUGGGCGCUGUCUUAGGAGGGCUGCGAGGGGAAGCGCAUGCCAGAGUUUAUGAGGAUUGAUUAGUUGUCCUUAACCAAGACUGGUCUGUUAUCACAGAUAAGUGAUUUGGCGUGGCAUGAGUGUGGACAGUAUCAGUUGAAUCUGUCACUAUUGGUUAGAGAGCUGACACAUCCUUUGUGAAACUGGAAUUAUGUAAUAAUCGAUAAGUGGUUUAAUAAUCCUAAGGAUAGUGAAAUUCAGAGUCACUAGAUUUUCACCUGUCAGCAUUUUCUGUCCAACACGGGGAUUUGCUUUGUCUUUGCUUCCAAACCUUUUGGUGCAGCUGCAUCUGUAUUCUAAAUGAAUGUAGGAUCAAAACAGUUUUUUUGAUUGUUGUUUUUUGUCUCUUUGAGGAACCAGAUGGCAAUUAGAUAUGGAGGCUUUAAAACAUUCCCUCUUAUGAAAGAGGCAAAUAAAAUGAGUGUGACUGCUCACAUGAGAAACUAUUUCCAUUAUGUCUCUCUUUGUCACCCACGUAAACAUGGGAAGAAAACGACAUUUUGAGGGGGAUCUCAAAAGCUGCUAGCACUCUGUCCACACACUAUUCCGAAAACAGUUCAGAGGAAAAACUGGGAAACCAUUUUCACGUCUGCUUUUGUUGUAUCCCGUAACGUAUUAUGUCAUUUUUAUUGUCAUAGUUUUGUAAGAAAUGAUUGCUCUGGUGAUAUUUAUUGUAAGGCCAGUGCCAGUUUGACUCCAUAGUGGAGUAGCGUGCAGUAGUUAUAAAGCUGUUUGUCUGGUUUGAGAGCAUACAGUGCUGUGAAGCAACCAGCAGGUUUUGUCUGUUGCUUGUGCGACUCUCUCAUCACGGAGCUUUGAUGGAGCUCCACAUGCACCAUUACCAACCCAUGGUUAUUUCUGUAACGCAGCGUUCUCGGAUGCUUCGUUUGGUGCACUUCCAAUUUCGCCCGCCUAAUCAAAGCACCCCACCCCCCCGCCCCCUUCCCCCCUACUCACACAUGAAUAUGUGUUAGCGAAUCAGCGUUGCACGCUAAUAAAAUCAUUUGCUGUGAUUGAGGAUUAGAUGUAGCGGCGGGCGGAAUCGAACCUGCAAUUUCUCGAGGGAGGCGAAGGCACAUGUGUUUUUCUAAGAACCUUAUUAUUCAUUCAUGGCCACAUCCCUCCCUCCUACCACACCCACAGACGCUCAAUUUAUUUUGUACACAAGCACCGGAAUCAGGUGUUUUCCGUGUAUAACCGUGUACCUCAGAGUGACUGCGUUUGAUUUGAUGAUUGCCAUAUGUAGCAAAAGGUUCUGUUUAUCAUGCAUCUAAUAUAAGUGACCCCGUUUGCUGCCGCUCCAGUGAGAUGGAAUGACAUGACAGUAAUGUUGCGUUGACCACAAAGUGGGCUGUUGGCCAGUGUAACCUGGAUAUGACCCAGCUGUUACGUGCAUGUACUAUAUCACCUAGAGAUCCUUCAGGGUAAGUGUGUUGCAGCUCAUAGACAAGUGUCUCUCUUUGUAGCUGCUAUGGAAUCUCACUCCUUCAUGCUACUUCAUCAAAUCAAAUCUUACUUGCUUCUAUAAUCUAACAAAUAUACAAAUUAGAAUCUUGAAAACACAUCUGGUUUGGAAAAUCCUGUGUUGAUAGUUUGAAAAAAGUCUGUUUAACGAUACUGUCUUUCAUUUGUUGAAAUAUGUAAUAUAAUCCCGGCUAAUCUGAUGUUGGGAAUGUAAUGUCAACAAGGUACUUACCUAUACAGAUUUAUAUAUUUCCAUAGGACCUAUUUAUACUUCUAUAUUUAUUUUAGACUCUUAACAUGUGAUGUCAACACCAUAACAGAUAAUAAUUAGAAAUGCUCACUAAAUUUUGUGUAUGUACAGAGUCCAUGUCCAUAAUUUGUAAGGAAACAUGUCAUUUUCAUUGUGCGAUCUCUCUACUUUGCUGUGGGACAUUUCCAUUACAUGAUGCUACAGAUCAAGACUUUAUACCUGAAUGCUCAACCUUUUUGUUUCAUGAAGGCAGCGACUGGUUCAACACUUCUUACAAGGACAUGCAGCCUUUUAGGGAGGACAAUUUUGAGGACUAUUUUGGCCGCUUUGCAAUCGACCGUUGGAUUUUUAUUUUUUUUUUCUGCAUUUAACACUGGAACUAUGGGAAAAAGCAAUAAGGAAACUGUACAGGUAUGGUGUGACUGGAUGUGUACCUACAGGACAUUGCGCUGAUCAGCAGGACAACCACACCCACACACACACACAUACACACAGAGUAGCCAUGACUCAUGAUUUGUGUGAUGAUGAAAGGAUGAUAAGCACACACACUGGAUGACAUAUUAUGGUAUAGAAUAAAUAUAAUUAACACCUA